AAGAUGUCUGUGAAAAUGACAGCAGCUCUGCUCCUACUACAGCUGAGUGGCUUCUUUGGAUCUGGGAGUGGUGGGAAGGUGCUGGUGUGGCCAAUGGAAUACAGCCAUUGGCUCAACUUAAAGGUAAUGCUAGAAGAACUUGUGAAGAAGAGCCAUGAAGUGACUGUUCUGAGACCUUCAUCUUCCCUUUCUUAUGAGGUUGACAACACAUCUACUAUUGAGUUUGAAACAUACCCUUCAUCAUAUUCCACGGCUGAUGUAGAGGAACUUUUCAUGGAGUCAAUCAGGAAACAAAUUUAUGAGAUGCCAAAGAAAUCAUUUUGGAGAUACUUUUUAAUGUUGCAAGGAGUGGUUUGGAAGUAUUCAGAUUAUUUUGAAAGUCUCUGCAAAGAUGUAGUUUUUAACAAGGAACUCAUGACAAAACUACACAAUUCAAGUUUUGAUGUUAUUGUAGCAGAUCCUUUCAUACCCUGCAGUGACCUGCUGGCUGAGAUUCUCAAAAUACCACUUGUGUACAGUCUCCGCUUCUUUCCUGGGUCCACAUAUGAAAAGUACAGUGGAGGACUCCCACUGCCUCCUUCCUAUGUGCCUCCUGCUAUGUCAGAAUUGAGUGAUCAAAUGACAUUCAUGGAGAGGGUGCAAAAUGUAAUCUAUGUGCUUUAUUUUGACUUUUGGUUUCAAACAUUUAAUGAGAAGAGAUGGAAUCAGCUUUACAGUGAAGUAUUAGGAAGACCCACAACACUCACUGAGAUGAUGGGGAAGGCAGAUAUAUGGCUCAUUCGAACCUACUGGGAUUUGGAAUUUCCUCACCCUCUCUUACCAAAUUUUGAUUAUGUUGGCGGACUCCACUGCAGACCUGCCAAGUCUCUGCCUAAGGAAAUAGAAGACUUUGUCCAGUCUUCUGGAGAACAAGGUAUUGUGGUGUUUUCCCUGGGAUCCAUGGUGGGUACCCUAACAGAAGAAAGGGCCAAUGUGAUUGCAGCAGGCCUUGCCCAGAUUCCACAGAAGGUUCUUUGGCGAUUUGAAGGCAAGAAACCAAACACCUUGGGCUCUAAUACUCGGCUAUACAAAUGGAUCCCCCAGAAUGACCUUCUUGGUCAUCCUAAAACCAGAGCUUUUAUAACUCAUGGUGGCACCAAUGGCAUCUAUGAGGCGAUCUACCAUAGGAUCCCUGUGGUCGGCAUUCCUUUGUUUGGAGACCAGUUUGAUAAUGUUGUUCACAUGAAGACCAAAGGAGCAGGUGUUAGACUGGACUUUCUCACAAUGUCCAGUGCAGAUUUGGUCAAUGCUCUGAAGACAGUCACUGAUGAUUCUUCCUAUAAGGAGAAUGCCAUGCGGCUAUCAAGAAUCCACCAUGAUCAGCCAGUGAAGCCCCUGGACAGAGCCGUCUUCUGGAUUGAGUAUGUCAUGCGCAACAAAGGAGCCAAGCACCUUCGUGUGGCAGCACAUGACCUCACCUUGUUCCAGUACCACUCUCUGGAUGUGCUUGGAUUCCUGCUGGCCUGUGUGAUGACUGUGAUGCUCAUCAUCAUGAAGUGUUGCCUCUUUUGUUGCCAGAAGUUUGCUAAAUCUGGAAAGAAGAAGAAAAGGGAGUAGCUGAAGUGGGGAGGACAGACAC
Molecule: messenger RNA, 1618 nt
Organism: Peromyscus californicus insignis
Lineage: Eukaryota; Metazoa; Chordata; Mammalia; Rodentia; Cricetidae
Product: UDP-glucuronosyltransferase 2B31-like
Exons: 6
Coding region: 4-1596 (530 amino acids)
Molecular function (GO): UDP-glycosyltransferase activity
Source: RefSeq, a predicted model, not a curated record